GACUGAAAUGGUAAACUGUGUCAAAAUUUGGGGGACGGAGGUAGUAGUAUAUUUCUAAUUAAUUACAUUCUAUUUAGUUUUAUGUACGAUUUCCAGACUUUUCUGUUAAAUUUGUUGUAGGAAUAUUUUUUUGUUUUCCUCUUUUAAUUUUUAAUUUUCCAAAGAGGAUCAAUGCGGGGGAGCAUCUAGAGAGAGUGAUGUUUCUAUAUUAGAAAUGCGUUGUGUGUGGGACGGAGGGAGAAUUAAGAGUUUUGAUUUGAUGGGUCCAUGCUAGCUAAUAAGGAAGAUUUGAAGAAAGAUCUAGUUUGGACAGUGUUAUUAUUUUCUGGUGUAGGAAAAGCAUGAUAAGGCCACGGGUGCAAGUGAGGAGGCUAUGCAGUCGAAUCCGUAUGCGUAUGCUCUUAAGGUAAGAAAGCCAUAUACGAUUACUAAACAAAGGGAAAGAUGGACUGAGGAAGAGCACGAGAGGUUCCUCGAGGCCUUGAAACUUCAUGGUCGUGCGUGGAGGAAAAUUGAAGAGCAUGUGGGUACAAAAACAGCAGUGCAAAUCCGAAGCCACGCACAGAAGUUUUUCUCCAACGUUAACUGUUCUCAUAAGUAUCAUUAUGUCCAUAAGCUCCUUUAAGUUUCGAGAGAGAGUACUAAUGGAGAAGGAAGUAAUGCAAAGCUUAUUGAAAUUUCUCCUCCAAGGCCUAAGAGGAAGCCGGUGCACCCUUAUCCGAGGAAGCCUUAUUCAGUGGUUAAGAAGUUAAUGAAAUCGGUAUCUCAAGACAUGACGGAACAAGAUACACAGUCUCCUACUUCUGUGUUAUCUGAGAAUCAUUCGUACACAUCUGCCAGAGCUGAUUUGUGUACUCCAGAAGGUAGCUCGUCACCAGUCUCAUCUGCUCUUGCUUCUUGUGGUACCCAAGUACCUACAAUAUCCAAACCAAUUCACGAAGAUGGAAAGUGUAAUCCUGAUGAAGAAGUUUCUCUGAAUAUGGAGCUUUUGGCUCAAGACAGUGACCUUGCUCAAGAAGAUCAAUCUGCUGUUCAACACCUGAAGCUUUUUGGUAAGAACUUGUUAGUGAAGGGUUCAUCUGGAACAUCUCUUUCGACCAUCGAGAGAAAUGAAGGUGGGGACGUAUCAUUCCCUUUGAAAGUGAUACCUCUGAAGCUAACUGUUGAGCAUGUGGAUGCGUCGCCUCUGGUUCCUUUUCCAUGGCUGAUGCUUUCAUCAAGUUCGACCCAGCAAGUUAUCGAAAAGAAAUGCCAUCUCGACAAUAAUGACGAGAAGGGGGCGUCUUCUAGUGGUUCCACAACUGAUUCAGACAGAGAAAAGAGCUCGGAUACUAACAGGAAGAAUGCAAAUGCACUCGCCUCUAGAUUACGUAAGAGGGCUUCUGCAGAUUUUGAAGAUUAUAGAAAAGGUUUUGUUCCGUACAAAAGACAUUCACGACAAGCUGAGAAACACCGGAGCCGCAUUUGCUUGUAGCCCCAGCCAAUAUGCAUAGCCAAGUAACAUUUUUUUGCUCUCUUUCUGAAUUGAAGGCUAUAAUAUAUUGUGCAGGUACUUGAUUUCCUAGGCAAUCUUUGAUUUUUGGGUUGUAAUAUUUUCAAUCUUUAAUGUUUUCGGUCAUUCGAAACACAACUGUGUAUCCUAAUGGAAACUUGUGUUUUCUUGUGUUGUAUAAGAUUCAGAACAAUU
This is a messenger RNA of Salvia hispanica, 1687 nucleotides long. The record is from RefSeq and is a predicted model, not a curated record. NCBI's taxonomy places the organism in Eukaryota, Viridiplantae, Streptophyta, Magnoliopsida, Lamiales, Lamiaceae.